This is a messenger RNA of Trichobilharzia regenti, 1863 nucleotides long. NCBI's taxonomy places the organism in Eukaryota, Metazoa, Platyhelminthes, Trematoda, Strigeidida, Schistosomatidae. The record is from the annotation of a GenBank genome assembly.
UAUAGAAAAUAACCAAUUAAAAUGCUUGUCCAGAAAGAUAGUCUAAUGAAAUAAACCAAUCACAAAGAUAAAAUUGACUUACAAUCCAUCCUUCUCUCCUAAUUGUAUGUUGAUUGGUUUAUUGAAGAUUGAUCGAUAGGCUCUGCCUUCAAGGUAAUAUUGCAAGGUAGAUAGGUAAAAACAAAAUGUAUUCAUGCCUCAGUCUCAUGGUCCAACUCUUCGGGGCUGUAUACACUAACACCUUGUGCCCGUGUCAAUUUUCAGGCCGCCCGCUUCUGUCGACCGCCUUGUGCGCCGAGCUGUCACGCGCCAAGGUAACAAUAAAUUGUAUAUAUUAUCCGUGUGGAAAUCACUCUAUGCUCAGAUAAUAUGUACCUGUUGAAAUCAUCAAAUGCAGGCGGAGGAAUAUUUACUACGCCUAUUGUUGUUACUUCUUCUACUACUCCUACAAGUACAUCAUCUCCACAUCGACAAAUUCUUCUACCGCCAGUUUCUACAGUUCAUCUUUCAUCAUCAUCCGCGUCAUCCGUAUCAUUGUCACAAUCGAUUAAUUCACAUGAUUUUUGUACAGAAGCAUAUUUUAAAACAAAUGAAUCAUCAUCAUCACAUGAUUUUGUAAUAAGUAAGACUAUUGAAGAUGUCACUGAUCCUGGAAUACUACUUGAUGAUGUUACCGAUGGUGUUGUUGGCGGUCGUCUACAACAUAAACACAAUACAAUUAGUACUAGUAGUCAUGAUGAAGGUAUUGAAGAAACCGAUGUUGGUGUUGCCGUUGCUGAUACUCUUUUAUUCGAUGAUAUAUCUGCUGCCAUCGAAGCAAUCAAUGCAGCGAAUCGUUUAAAUUCUUCAUAUACCGAUGAUAUUUGUGAUGAUACUGGUAAUGUUGAUGAUGAUAAUGAUGAUGACGUCGUUGGAGAAUCGAUUGACACUACCACCGGUAUUAUAGUACAACAAUCACAAAAUAUUCCAACAAUUGCAACACUUCAUCCAAUCGGAUUGUCCGCCUGUUCUACAUCUACCUCCUCUGGUCUAGAUCAAUUUAUUACGCAUUCAAUGUUUGUAAAUAUUCCAAUGACAAGUAAUAGUACUACCACUACUACUACUACUAUGCCUUCGAUGAUUGAUUAUCAUCAAUCUCCUGGAUUGUUAUUCAAUUCUAAUAAUAAUAAUGAUAAUAAUAAUAAUAAUAAUACUCAUGCAUACAUUCAAAUUGUGAAGAAACAAGACUCGUUAACGAAUACCUCUCAUGGUAGUGUUACUACAACUACUGCGGGUAGUUGUACUACUAAUAUCGAUAUUAGUAGUAGUAAUAGUAGUGCUAUUCGUAUUCCGCCUUUAUUGACAACUACUCCUCGGCCUAUGAAGAACACUUCCAGCAUGACAUCAUCAUCACUGUCUCAAUCCAAUUGGCGUUUUUUAUUACGACCAAUAUUUGAAAAAAUUUUAAUUGAAAAGCUAUGGACUAGUGGUGAAUUAGGUGCAUCGAAUCCCUAUUCUUUAUUACUAUCAAUGUGGUUUUUUAUAUCACGAUAUUUUGGUAUUGGUUGUCGAACAGAUCAUGCUAAAUUAGCUUAUGGAAAUAUUAUUAUUGAAAGGAAUACAGAAACUGGUGAAAGGUAUUUACGAUUUACAAGGUGAGUUGCAGUUAUUAUGCAUUUAUUAUUGAUUUAGUAUUAUUAUUGUUGUUACUAUUCCUUUGCGUUCUUGGGUGGGCUGACUGAUUGACUGAACACACCUUGAGCACUAGAAGUCUUCGAAUGUUUGGUAUGCGAUUCGCUCCCCCGGUCAAAUGUAUUAUGAUGAUGACGCUACACGACUGGGCUACAUCGGCUUCUGUUAGCUUAAAAAUAGGUCGGGGGGGGG